UCUUGCCCAUUGAUCUGUGGCUCGCUUUGAUUCGCUGGCGGUGCGCGUGUGAUCCAACAAUUCUCGUAUCGACCGCUGUGGCUGGCGCGCUGCCAAGUGAGCCACCGUCGCUCCCCGCCCCUCCCCGUAUGCCCCGCCCACCCAGGCCUCUCGUGCCGUAGCGGGGCGGCGCGCGGCGCGCACACGGCCUCUGGGGCGCGAGUGGGAAGCGUGUCGUCUACGACACCGUCUCGCCGAGUGUGUGUGUGUGGCUGUGUGUUGUGGGACGGCCCGUGGCGGUGAGAGUAGAAGCUGUAUAGCGCCGGAACGCAGCUCGUCAUGGAUACAUGUGCUCCGCGCUGUUUGACAAGAAAUGCGGUCAACCGAACCAGAUACAUCGGCAUUUUCACCACGGUGGCCGCCACCGUCUCCGUGUCUCUGCUGUCAUGGACGGUGGCGACCGGCUCCAGCGACCAGGAGCGCCCCGACGCCCACCCCCUGGAGAAGGCGGCGCGGGAGGAACAGCGAAUCAUCGGAAUUAUUGCUCUGGUAGUAAACAUCGGAUGGCUUGUGGUCGCCAUCUUACUUGUUACGGCCGUUAGAAAGCGGUGGCCCGGUCUGGCGGUGCCGUUUCUGGUCUGGACAGCUCUGUACGGGCCGUUCUGUCUGGCCGUCAUUGUGGUCUCCCUGCGCCGGAUCGUGCUGCUCUCCGGCGCCGGCGUGGGACAGAGCCUGCUGACCCCGCUGAUCGGCUCGGUGGUCAUGUGCCUCCUGGCACCGGCCGCCUACUCAGUGCUGGCGGUGAUUGUCGCCGCGGGACGGCGACAGAUGAUGGAGAACGCAGAGACAAGAACGCCAUCGAAGACUUGAGCUCAGAAACUUUGUCGCUUGUGAAUAAGCUAUUUUUGUCUGCGUCAUAGCUUAAGAGCAUUUCGAAUUUAGUGUCAUGGAAAGCGUGGAUCUAGUUAUGCUCCAGUCGAUUUAUUAUCAUGCCUGUCAUCUAAUUAUACAUAUCUUUAAUAGGUAUGUAGGAGUUCCAUACAUCCGCUAGCAUAGUCAGAAUAUGACAUUAGCCCCCCUCAGAUAUUAUACGCUGCCGCGUAAUGUGUUGACAUGGAUGAGAUAAUACGCGUCGAGUAGUAGGUACACAUCAAGCACCUAUCCACAAGUUCAUUCAUGGAAGGUGCUAAUGUGACCAUGGCCAGGCUUGGGAACCGCGCGGUUUAAACGCCGACUGAAAUAAACGAGCUAUUGCCAAGACACUUU
Messenger RNA from Amphibalanus amphitrite, 1245 nucleotides. RefSeq lists its product as uncharacterized. Lineage: Eukaryota; Metazoa; Arthropoda; Thecostraca; Balanomorpha; Balanidae. The record is from RefSeq and is a predicted model, not a curated record. The coding region runs from base 319 to 849 and encodes 176 amino acids. The transcript is spliced from 4 exons.